GCGACUACCGGCCAUCGGGGAUGCAAGCGGGCGGGCGGGCGGUGCUGGGCGGCCGUGGGUUGCCCAUGCCCCCCCCUCCGCAGGGCCCCGUUGCAGCCCCGUCCGGGCGCUCGGGGGAGGUCUGCCAGUGGCCAGGCGAGGCGGCCGAGAGCCGCACUGGCCGCGCGCGGCGGAGCUCAGGCCCCACGGCCCGCCCGGUUGCGUCUCUCUCCCGCGCGCGCACCGGCAGCCGCUCCCUGCCUCCCUCCGUCCCUGCAGCCGGCGGCGACUUCGGCCCUGCCCGAGCCAGGCGCCUGGCGCGGCGGCGGGUGGAGGUGAUGCUGCCGCCCGUGCUCCUGCUCCUCUUCCCGGCGCUGCUCCGACCAGGCGCGGCGGAGCCCGAGGCCCAGCUCAUCAGCAGCCGGCCCGAGACCUUCACGUGCGUGGCCGCCGCGCCCACCCUGGCCUGGUACCUGGACGGCGAGGAGGGCAGCGGCUCCGGCGGCGGGGCCUGGGGGGUGGCGGAGCGCCGCCUCAACUGCUCGGCCGUCGACCCGGCCACCGGCCACGAGUCCAGCGCCACGGUCGUCCUCCACCUGCACGUGGCCCCCGAGGUGGCGCAGCAGGCGGCGGCCGGCUCGGAAGACGGGCGGGAGGGCGGCCUGCUGAUGCUGCUGGUGGUGCUGCUGGUGCAGGCGCGGCCCCCGGCCCACCUCACCUGGCUGGCCCCGGACGGCCGCCUGGCCGUCAACGCCUCCCGCUUCGUGCUGGUGGACGCCCGGACCUUCCCCGGCCUGCGCCGCCACGCCGUCCAGCUGCAGCUCCGCGCCUGGGCCCGCAACUUCUCCCGGGAAGGCGCCGCCGUCGUCAACGCCUCCGUGCUGCCGCCGGGCUUCCUGGACACCCACAUUGAGCUGCCCCUCCUGGCCCUGGUCGUGGGUGCUGCUGGGGCCCUGGCAGUCCUUGGGGUCCUGGGCACACUCCUCAGCUACUUGGUAUACCAGAAAGGAAAGAAGGCGGCAGGACUCACCCAGCCAGCGCCGUCACCUGCCAGAGACUCAAACCACCUGAUGCCUCAAGGACCUCGGCUGCCACGGGCAAAUAUGUCCGUGCCCAUCAACCUCCAGCUCAACGACCUCACGCCGGAGCCUAAAGCCAGUGGUGCGGAGGACAAGGAAGGGGCCCUCUCUGAACCAGAGGACAGCCUGGCCUUGGAGGACAGAGGAAGAAGAGGGAAGCAUGUACCAUUUUGACCCCCAAGGGUUUCAGCCGCUUCCCCAUGGUCGGGUACAUCUACAGAGCCUCGAGCGUCAGCAGCGAAGAGAUCUGGCUGUGAGGGAAGCACCAGCACAGAGCAAGCACAGAAGGACCCCUGUUGACACUCUGAGGACGCCUCCCCCUCUGCGCCUGGCACCCGAGAGGGAAAUCAGAAAGGCCCAUUCCAAGCCUGGUCCCCCCAAGUUGUCCCAUCAAAGCAAUAAGCCCCACCCCCUCCCUUCUUUGUGGGGCCAAGGAGCCAGCGGCACCUCUAGACCGUUGCCCUAUAGGCACGGUGGUCAGUCUUCCCUUCAGCACGGCAGCCGUGUUUCUUCUAUGCAUGGAUCACGCUUUCUCGCACCACUGCUUGGCCUCGACUCAACCUGCAUGUGUUUGGGGCGGGGAAAGUGGCAGCCAGUCCCACCAAGAACAGGACAGCGGGGGGAGCAGCCACAGAUGCCGGCCUGCAAGGGGGCAAAGUCGACGACCGUCCGUACUUAGGUGUUCUCUGUUGUGACCCCCACCUAAUGGAACAGGCUGCUCGAUGAGGUCCGGAAGGCUCCUGCUGUCCUGGCUUUCCGUAGACUGUGCAAAGUUGAACUUUCCAAGAGGGCCUUGGUGCACAGGCAGUGGGGCUGCAGUGGCUGGCAAAGUUGCUUGGAUAAAUGAUCAAAGACUGUGGUCAAUACUGCUGCAUACAGGUUACUGUAAGCAACGUUUCCAUCAUCACAUAGUUUCUCACAUUAAUACUUCUGCUGAGCUUCAUUUCUGGCUAGCUCCAGACAUCUGCAACCCUAGCGUGUGGUUUCUUGAGUGUCCCGUCCUGUUGAAUGCACUCAGUUUGCCUUGAGCCCCUGAAAGGUGGACUAUAAAUAAUCUAAAUAAAUAAAACAAAGGCAUGAACUAUG
Messenger RNA from Sphaerodactylus townsendi, 2144 nucleotides. It is a transcript of the gene TMEM25, whose product is annotated as transmembrane protein 25. NCBI's taxonomy places the organism in Eukaryota, Metazoa, Chordata, Lepidosauria, Squamata, Sphaerodactylidae. Gene Ontology annotation, biological process: negative regulation of excitatory postsynaptic potential. The transcript is spliced from 9 exons. Bases 21 to 1232 code for a protein of 403 amino acids. The record is from RefSeq and is a predicted model, not a curated record.